GUGAAAACUACUGUGAAAACGCAACCAACUGCCACUCUGGAUGAAGCUCUGGGUAACAGGUGAUCCAAUUUAAAAGGAAUCAACAGCAGGAACCUGCUUAGUCCUGAGCCAAGAUUGUCAUUGGCAUGAUUAAGUGAAGAAACGACUGCACCAUGGCUCUGAAUGCAACUCGUCUGGAUAAUGUAACUCUGGGGAUGUUCACUGACAAUACAGCAAGCUACACCCUUUCUGCUGUCUACAUUAUUGUGUUCUGCAUCAACCUUCCAGGCAAUGGGUUCUCCCUGUGGCUGCUUUUGUUCCAUACUAAACCCAAGACGCCUUCCAUUAUUUUUAUGAUAAACCUCACCAUCACUGACCUGGCACUCUGCAUGUUCUUACCUUUACAGAUCGCCUAUCUUAUCAACAGCUAUGACUGGAUCUUUGGGGAGACGCUCUGCAGUUUGGUGUCUGUCAUGUUCUAUUCCAACAUGUACUGCUCCAUCUUGACCAUGACUGCCAUCAGUGUGGAGCGCUACUUUGGAGUGGUGCACCCAAUGCGUUUUGAUUGCAAGAGAACCCGAUACGCACUAGCGGCCUGCUUGGCAAUGUGGGGCAUUGUUUUGCUUAUAUUCUACCCAUUGGUGAGCACGGACUUGACAUAUCGGGUUAAGGAGCUCAACAUUACAACCUGUUUUGAUGUCCUCAAAAAAGACAUGCUCCCAUCGAUGGGGGCAUGGGCAGCGUUUCUGUUUACGCUGUUUGGCAUCCUGUUCCUGAUUCCGUUCCUUUUAACAAUGUUCUGCUACACUGGGAUCAUCCUGAAGCUACUCAAAACCAGCAGGUAUGGCAGUGCACAGAAGAAAAGAGCUGUCUAUCUGGCUGUCAUGGUGCUUUUUGUAUUUAUUUCCUGCUUUGUGCCAAAUAACCUCAUUCUUUUUGCCCAUAUGAUUGGCAAGCUUUUUUACAACAAGUCAUUCUACCCAGCUUAUAAACUGACUCUCUCCCUUAGCUGCUUGAACAGCUGCCUGGAUCCCUUCAUUUACUAUUUUGCUUCCAAAGAAUUUCGGAGAAAGUUUCGGCAUUUAUUGAGUAUUAAAGCAAACAACAGCGAUACCAACACAGUGGACUUUAGAAAAGAGAGUUUUUUUUCAGCUAGAUUGUUGUCACAAGGGCAGGCAGAGGAUGAAGUGGAUGUGAGGUCAUCAAUUUAUAAGAGGAAAGAAAGUUUUCUUUAGAAGGUUCUGAGUUACAUACCUUACCUUGAACUUCCAAACAGACGAACUCAGAAAUGUUGAGGAAGAACAAAACAUUGUGCACAAGAAGCUAAAUGAAAUCCUCGACUAGGCCAUAACGAAACCCUUUGAGGCCCUCAUAUUAACAUAGUCGACUGAGCAACCACCAUGCUUUCAGUGUUCAGCUGCUUUCAUAUGUUUUUAUUGCACCAUUUCAUGCAUCUACUGAAUUAAAGAACAAAGCAUUAUGAAAGUAUGUCUAGUUAUAUAAUUUAAUGUUUAAACACGUGUGCAAAUUUUAUUAAAACUGCACCUCUAGUAUGCUAAAAAUGUUUUGCCAGGGAACAUAAAAACUUUUUAAAAUUAUUAUACUUUGAAGCAGUUUUGAGGGU
Messenger RNA from Acipenser ruthenus (sterlet), 1603 nucleotides. RefSeq names its product P2Y purinoceptor 8-like. NCBI's taxonomy places the organism in Eukaryota, Metazoa, Chordata, Actinopteri, Acipenseriformes, Acipenseridae. Bases 153 to 1214 code for a protein of 353 amino acids. The record is from RefSeq and is a predicted model, not a curated record. The transcript has 3 exons. Gene Ontology annotation, biological process: phospholipase C-activating G protein-coupled receptor signaling pathway; positive regulation of Rho protein signal transduction. Gene Ontology annotation, molecular function: G protein-coupled receptor activity. Gene Ontology annotation, cellular component: membrane.